GCCUGCAACCAAAAUCAUCACGAACUGACCUCGCCCGUAAACGACAACGCCGUUUUAUUGUAAGCCAUAAAAAUGCCUUUUAUUCUUGCUCCUUUUGUAACUAGCUCUGUCAAGUUUAUCAACUGAACGUCUUCACCGUCAACGAAAUGGAACCUAUAGAGUGACGUUGGUAGUUUUUUUACCGACUAAUCCGUUACUGACCCACCUUCGGUCCUUCAUCAUUCUUUGUCUCUCUCUCACCACGAAGGUGAAAAGAUUCUGCAGAUUUGUUCUAUAAAAGUAGUCUUUAUAAUAAGGAAUGGAAUUUCACGGUGUUAUCUUCAUGCUCACUGCUGUUAACCUUCCUUUUUCAUGCCAAUGGAUCCCUUGAUCCGCAAGCUGCGCCGCCGCCUUCUUGAAUGGCUUCGCCGAUCUCGCUCUGGGUGAAAUGGAGUCUGGAAGUUGCAGUAUUUAGUAAUUCUGAAAAUAUCUAUAUUAAUUUACUCCAAUGGUUUGGCCAAAAGUAAAAAAUGAAAAUUUACUCCGAUGGUUGAUUAAAACAGGGGGCUUUCUGGUUUUAUUAGAUAUUAGAGGUAUAGAAGUUCAGACUUUCUAGGCGUUAGCAUUGAACUUGUUUAAGCCCUGAAUUCAGAUCAGAUAUACUUUAUGAGGCGACUUUCGUACAAGGAUGUUAAAAGAGCAACGGAUGGUUUUCACAGAAUCAUCUAUAGCAAUUCUCAAGUUGCUGCAUACAUGGCCAAAUUUGAGGACGGUAGCGUUUCUUUGGUGAAAGAAAUAAAGGAUUUUGAUCAAGCAGAUGACAUUUUCUACAGCGAAGUGCAAUUCUUGGGCCGCUUGCAUCAUCGACACCUUUUGUCACUCAAAGGAUUUUCCAUGAGACAUAAGAGCAGGUUGCUUAUUUUUGACAGCAUAGAGAAUGGAAGCUUGAAGGAACAUCUAAAUGAUCCCCUGAAAACACCCUUAAACUGGAGGACAAGGUUGCAGAUAGCUCUUGAUGUUGUGGCUGCCCUGGAAUACUUGUUUCUCUUCAUUGAACAACCAUUAUGCCAUGUCUCCAUCAGCUCUGGCAAUAUCAUGUUAGACGAUAAUUUUACAGCUAAACUAUCUGAUUUCGGCCUUCUUACUUGUGUUGGAAAUCCCGUUAUGAUGCCGAAUUCAAGAGAUGACAGCGCGAGGCAGAAAAGUGGUAGCAUAAUAUUCCAAUUGGGAGUUUUCAUCCUGGAGCUUGUCACUGGCCAGUCAUCAGAGAUGGAAGGUUCCGAUCUAAUAGAAUGGAUCCAGGAAUCACGUUUCUACAGUACCAUUCAUAAGAUGGUAGACCCUGAUCUUGGCGACAACUACAAUUCUGGGGAGUUAAAAACCCUUCUAGCUGUUGCGAAGUUAUGUAUCAAAUCAAGGGACAAGCCUGUAUUUACAAUCCCCCAAUUAUUACGAUAUCUUCAACAGAAGGUGGAUAUCCCACGUGACUAAGGUUGGACUUCCCUCUGUUUGAAAACCUUAAUGGUUCUUGGGAGUUUGGGAGAAUAUUUCGAACUCCCCUCCCGGUUGUGAAUAACAAUAUAAAUUCGCCUUUUCUUGCC
Molecule: messenger RNA, 1580 nt
Organism: Prosopis cineraria
Lineage: Eukaryota; Viridiplantae; Streptophyta; Magnoliopsida; Fabales; Fabaceae
Product: probable receptor-like protein kinase At1g49730
Exons: 7
Coding region: 646-1470 (274 amino acids)
Biological process (GO): protein phosphorylation
Cellular component (GO): plasma membrane
Molecular function (GO): ATP binding; protein kinase activity
Source: RefSeq, a predicted model, not a curated record